CUCAGAAUCCAUCAGUGGUGGGAACUGGAAGGCAGCCAGUGUGAGACAGAAGAGGUCACAGGAAUGUAUGGCCUCCCUGGAAGACCUCGUGAUGGAGACGCAGCACGCGCUAAAGAUGGCCGCCCUGCGUGUCAUGGAUUUCCCUUUGUCCCUGUGCAGCUCGCUCACGCAGCUGAAGUCUUAUCCCGGGCUGAAGAAGAUCCUUGCGGUCACCGCCGUCGGAACUGUGUCCAUUAUUUUUCUGGCUCGUCACUUUAAAAGGAGAAGAGGGAAGAAGAAAAGCGCAGUUCCUUCCUGGGAGACGGGAAAUCUCCUGCUGGACUGCACCAGGAACGCCGCCUCCGAGAAAGGCUCCAGCUGCUCCAGCAGCCGGCAGAAUCUCACCCUGUCCCUGGCGUCAGUGAAGGAGAAGGGGUCCCAGCUGCACCUCAACGGAGGACUGAACAGUAGAUACUCCGGAUCCGUGCAGAGUCUGGCUUCAGUUCGAAGUGUCAACUCGUGUCACAGCUGUACUUGUGUUAACUCCAAUCCCUGGGAUAAAGGGGAAGAAGAGGAUCUAAAGCUCGUGAACAUCCCGGUCACCACGCCCGAGAACCUCUAUCUGAUGGGAAUGGAAUUAUUUGAAGAGGCGCUGCGAAGGUGGGAACAGGCCCUCUCUUUCCGGAAUAGGCAAGCGGAAGACGAGGCCAGCUGCGGGUCCAUCAGAAUGGGAGCUGGGGAUGCCAUAGCUGAAGAAAAUGUGGAGGACAUCAUAAGCGCUGAAUUCAUCCAUAAACUGGAGGCAUUACUGCAGCGCGCCUACCGCCUCCAGGAGGACUUCGAGGCCUCGCUCGGAGCUUCUGAUCCCGCAUCAUUGGCUAAUGACAUUGAUAAAGACACGGACGUCACGAUGAUGGAUAAUGGAGGUGAUUUUGGGAUGAGAGACACGAUGAGCAUUGCUUCGAAUGAUUCUUUCAUGUCUGCCUCGGAGCUGGCGGAGCACAGAGAGAUGAGGGCGAGCAGCGGCCUGCAGUCCUUCUACCACUGUCCUCUGUAUGAGGAAGCCAUGCUACUAGCUGAGGAGGGGAGGAUCUACUGCAGAGCACUGAGGACCGACUUGCUGGAGUGCGGAGGGGACAGCGAUUUUCUCACCAAGCUCCACUGCGUCCGCCAGGCUUUUCAGAUGAUACUUUCUAAAGUCGAAAACAGGGAAUUUUUUAUGGAUGUUGGAAGAAAGAUCUUAUCGUCAUUGAUAAUCAAGGCUAAUAAGAAUCCUUGGAAGUUUGAAGCCGCUUAUGACGAGAUGAUGGGAUUUCUGAACAGUCCGGACUCCUGGUCCACCAUGGAAAAUGAGCUGUUUGGACGAGGGGUAAAGAACAUGAAUUUUUACGACGUCUUCUUGGACUUCGUGGUGAUGGACUCUUUAGAAGAUUUGGAAAAUCCGCCGUUGUCCAUCCAGAACGUUGUAAAGAACCGCUGGUUAAACUCCUCCUUCAAAGAAACAGCUGUCACCUCCAGCUGUUGGUCGGUGCUCAAGCAGAAGAAACAACAGAUGAAGUCACCAGAUGGAUUUUUCGCUCAUUUUUAUGCCGUCUGUGAGCACAUAUGUCCAGUUUUGGCCUGGGGAUUCCUCGCCCCUAAAAAUGCACUACACGAGCUUUGCUGCUCUUAUAAGGAUCAAGUCCUGCACUUCCUUAAAGAUAUCUUUGACUUGGAGAAGGUUUGCUAUUUCAGUGUGGAAAGUUUGUCAGAAGACAUUUUGCAGAAUAUCUAUCAGCGCACAGAGUCACUUGGGCUGUACGCGGGAGCAGACUGUGUGAAGGCCACUUGUGUCCAGGCUCAUAGGUAUCAGUCUGGUAAAACUGAUCACCUGAAUCUCAUGCACUCGUGAUGUCCUGACCUGGCGGCAGCCAUUGUGUGAGCCGAGCUACAAUCUGUGAAACAGAAGGCUUGGACAUUCCUGAAGAAUAAACACUUAUUGUUAGUCUGGGCAGAAUUCAUUAAAGGGUUUUUUCAGGUUUGAGGAUAGGCCAUCGGUAUCAGAUCGGUGGGGUUCUGACUUACGGCAUAUGCCCACUGAUCAGCAGUUUAAAGUGACUGCGGCGUUUAUGUGAGCGCUGCUACCUCGUCAUUGUUUACAUGAGGUCUACUUAGUAGAGGUGGUGCAGGGGAUUGCACCUUCCAUUACUCUGUGCCACUGCUACCAAAUAGAUGGCGUGAAGGUAGAUAUAAUCAACGAAGAGACUGCAGCGCUCGUGGCUGAUCAAGCAGAGAGUCGAAACCCCACCGAUCUGAUAUCGAUGGCCCGUCCUACUGAGACAGGAAAACCACUUUAUAGUAAUUUCUCAAACUGCCUGCCAAGCGAUGUGUUCUUAGAUGACUAGUGCGCGUUAAAGGGGUUCUACCCCCGUAAUCUGAAGAAACGAGGUAAUUUGUCUCAUGUUUGAAAAGAGGAGGCGGUGCACAUAGAAGGACGCUAUCGAUUAUUCCGUAUGGGUGGUACAGAAACGGCCCACCGUCUGCAUGUCCCGUAGAUUGUGAUGAGAACAUCUAAGGCAUGUACACCAGCCUGUACCUUACACAUAGGGGACAUGGUACUCUCAUUCUGAGGGACAUCUCCUUGAUAUGCCAUAACGUUUGUGGUGGAAAAACCCCUUUAAAUCCCACUCUCCCUCAAUGAGCAAUAUGGCCAAAUCUACUCAAAAUGUGUAGGCCAUCUUCAGCACUUAGUUUUGUUUCUGUUUUUUACACCCAUGCAAUGUUUGCCACAUUUUCUGUAAGCUUUUUGUGUUCCUAAGCUCCUGGACUGAUUCUGAGUGCCAGUUUAACAGUUUUACCUUUUGGGGCUAGGUUUGCGCCCCUCGGCCUUUGUCUAUUCCACGCAACCAUCUACAAUAAACUUUUCAGCUGACUCACUAUGUCCAGGCGUCGAAUGACUCUUAAGGCCCUUGUGCCACAGUUUAAUAAUGGAGUCUUUUGGGUCUCAGACUUGAACCAGACUUGGUUCAUUUCUGGCCUAUUCAUUUUUGAUGAGAUCCAACAUGCCUCACUGAUCCGGCAUCAUCACCUC
This is a messenger RNA of Bufo bufo (common toad), 3049 nucleotides long. RefSeq names its product mitoguardin 1 (gene MIGA1). Bases 68 to 1870 code for a protein of 600 amino acids. The transcript is spliced from 16 exons. The record is from RefSeq and is a predicted model, not a curated record. Gene Ontology annotation, biological process: mitochondrial fusion. Lineage: Eukaryota; Metazoa; Chordata; Amphibia; Anura; Bufonidae.